Messenger RNA from Sorex araneus (European shrew), 1315 nucleotides. RefSeq names its product 5-hydroxytryptamine receptor 3B (gene HTR3B). The coding region runs from base 44 to 1315 and encodes 423 amino acids. The record is from RefSeq and is a predicted model, not a curated record. Gene Ontology annotation, cellular component: synapse; neuron projection; postsynaptic membrane. Gene Ontology annotation, molecular function: extracellular ligand-gated monoatomic ion channel activity; transmembrane signaling receptor activity; neurotransmitter receptor activity. NCBI's taxonomy places the organism in Eukaryota, Metazoa, Chordata, Mammalia, Eulipotyphla, Soricidae. The transcript is spliced from 9 exons. Gene Ontology annotation, biological process: chemical synaptic transmission; nervous system process; monoatomic ion transmembrane transport.
GGUACCGGCAAGUGUGCUGGCUUCGCUGUGGCCCUUCAUCCUGAUGGUGACUGCAGGCUCCCCUCCUCCGAGGAACAGUGCCCUGACCCGUCUCACCAAGGAGCUGCUACAAACCUACCACAAGGAAGUGAGGCCAGUUCGUGACUGGACGGAUGCCACCACUGUCUACCUGGACAUAUCUUUCCGAGCUGUACUGGACGUGGAUGUACAGACUCAGAAGCUGAAGACCAGUGUGUGGUACCAAGAGGUUUGGGAUGAUGAGUUUUUAUCCUGGAACUCCAGCUUGUUCGAUGAAAUUACGGAGAUUUCCCUACCUCUCAGUGUCAUCUGGGCCCCCGAUAUCAUCAUUAAUGAGUUCGUGGAGGUGGAGCGAUCCCCUGACCUUCCCUACGUCUAUGUGAACUCCUCUGGGACCAUCAAAAACUCUAAGCCCAUCCAGGUGGUCUCUGCAUGCAGUCUAGAGACAUAUGCUUUUCCAUUUGAUGUCCAGAACUGCAGCCUGACCUUCAAUAGUGCUCUACACACAGUGGAAGAUGUAGACCUGGCCCUCCUGAGGAGCAGAGAAGACAUUGAACAGGACCAAAAGAUGCUUUUGAACGACAGCGAGUGGGAGCUGGUUUCCGUGUCCUCCGCCUACAGCAUCCUGGCGAGCCACACUGAGAGCUUUGCUCAGAUUCAGUUUAAUGUGGUGAUUCGCAGGCGCCCGCUGCUCUACGUCGUCAGCCUCCUGAUUCCCAGCAUCUUCCUCAUGCUCGUGGACCUGGCGAGUUUCUACCUGCCGCCCAGCUGCCGUGCCAGGAUCAUGUUCAAGACGACCGUGUUGGUGGGCUACACCGUCUUCCGGGUCAACAUGGCUGACGAGAUGCCAAGGAGUGCAGGGAGCACCCCACUGAUUGGGGUCUUCUUCACAGUCUGCAUGGCCUUAUUGGUGCUCAGCUUAUCCGAGUCCAUCUUGCUGGUGAGAUUUCUCCACGACGAACAUUGCAGCAAGAGAGCACAGCCCCUUCUGUGCCUUCAAGGGCACACCGAGGCUGACGGGCCUCCAACGGACCCCGGGCAUGGCCUUGCGGGGACACCAGACUCCCCCAUCUGUCAAGAGCGCCCGGGCCUGGCGGGGCCCCUGGAUGAAGUCUGGGCCCAGCUACACUCCAUCAAUGCUUCUCUCGGGACCGGGGCGCGGGCGGAGCAGCAGCGAGUCCAGUGGCUGGUCCUCCUGGACCGCUUUGACAGGCUUCUCUUUCACUGCUACCUGGUGGUGCUGGGGCUCUACGCCAUCACCCUGAGCUCCUUCUGGGCACUGUGGAGCGACUUUUGA